This is a messenger RNA of Gordionus sp. m RMFG-2023, 1273 nucleotides long. RefSeq names its product pyrroline-5-carboxylate reductase 3-like. The record is from RefSeq and is a predicted model, not a curated record. Gene Ontology annotation, molecular function: pyrroline-5-carboxylate reductase activity. The coding region runs from base 1 to 1056 and encodes 351 amino acids. NCBI's taxonomy places the organism in Eukaryota, Metazoa, Nematomorpha, Gordioida, Chordodea, Parachordodidae. Gene Ontology annotation, biological process: L-proline biosynthetic process. The transcript is spliced from 7 exons.
AUGUGUUUGCAUGCUUUGAAAAAAAUGAAAUUAGGGUUUAUAGGAGCUGGUAAAGUAGCCCAAGCUAUGGCUCAAGGAAUAAUAAAUGCUGGGGAAAUUACAGCUAAAAAUAUAAUAGCCAGUGCUCCUAGAUCUAAAAUUGAUAAUAUUUUUCUAGAACAUAUUGCUAAAAAUGGAAUAAAAACGACUCAUAGUAACAGCGAAGUAGUCAAAUUUGCCGACAUCGUAAUUUUGGCCGUUAAACCAAAUGUUAUGCCCAUAAUAUUGCCAGAAAUUGCUCCCGAAGUUUCGAAAAAAAAUUUAAUUUUAUCUUUCGCCUUAGGAGUGACAUUGAGAAACAUCGAAAAGGCCUUGCCUAUGCACACGCGAGUCGCUCGCGUGAUGCCCAAUAUAGCAAUGCACAUAGGCCAGGGAACUUCGGUCUACUGUCUCGGCAACAGCGUGAGACCGACCGAUCCUAAACUGAUCCGCAAUCUCAUGGGCGCGGUCGGGUAUGUUGAAGAACUACAAGACGAAAGCUUGAUGGACUGCGUGACAGCUCUAAGCGGAUCCGGCCCUGCUUAUUGCUUUAUGAUUUUGGAAUCCCUGGUUGACGGAGCCGUCAUGAUGGGAAUGUCUCGGGCUCAAGCCAUGCGCUUGGCUGCUAAUACCCUCAUAGGAGCCGCUGCUAUGUGCUUGAAAGGUAACUACGAAAACGGAAGUAUGGGUUCUUUAAAGGGUGACGUAUGUUCUCCCGGAGGUUGCACUGCUAGGAGUGUUUUUGUGCUCGAAAAAAUGGGAUUGAGAGCUGCCCUUAUAGCUGCUGUGGAGGCUUCGACUUUAAGGUCAAAAGAAAUUUACAAGGAAUCUCUCGGCAGACCCGGUUACAUGAUGGAUAGCAACGACAACCAGAGCUAUUCCAGUAGGAGUUCACUUUUGGAUGUUGGUGAGGAAGCAGAAAAUGAAUUUAAGGCGGAAGCGAUCAAUGCUGAUGGAGAAAAUAGUCUACGGACUAGAAAUAAAGAACCCGCUUUACUUCCCGUUUAUAGCGUUCCCGAUCAUUUCAAUAGAGCAUAAUAAAAUAGUUUUCAUAAUUUUGAUGAUUGGAGGAUAGUUUACAUUUGUUUUUUAUCUUCUGAAUAUCUAUUAUUUGUAAAUGGGAUUUAAAGGAAGAAAAAUAAUUGUUUUUAAAGAUAGUAAUUAUUAUUUUUCCUAACAAUAAUGUAUUUUUAGAAUCAAUUUCAUGAAAAAGUUAUUUUCAUUGGUGCCUAAUUUUUUUAAAAUUAUUUAUAGA